Messenger RNA from Cyphomyrmex costatus, 1056 nucleotides. RefSeq names its product odorant receptor 49a-like. Gene Ontology annotation, biological process: sensory perception of smell; detection of chemical stimulus involved in sensory perception of smell. Bases 1 to 1056 code for a protein of 351 amino acids. The record is from RefSeq and is a predicted model, not a curated record. NCBI's taxonomy places the organism in Eukaryota, Metazoa, Arthropoda, Insecta, Hymenoptera, Formicidae. Gene Ontology annotation, cellular component: plasma membrane. The transcript is spliced from 8 exons. Gene Ontology annotation, molecular function: olfactory receptor activity; odorant binding.
AUGAACGCCAAAUGGAGUCACCAUUAUGACGUCAUUAAGAAAGUAUCAUCAUUGUCCGGCCAGUGGCCCUAUCAGAGACCAAUAACGAGAUUGUUUUGUGUGAUCUUGGUGACUUUGAGCACGAUUUCUAUGAUUAUUCCACAGAUAGCUAAAUUUGUUAAAUGCAACGGAAACUUACAAUGUAUUUUUGAAACUUUGACAUCCUAUAUGUUAACAACCGUAACAUUGGUCAAGUUAUAUACAUGUUACUUUAACCGAUGUAAAAUGAAAAUUCUCAUUGAUCAGUUAUUCGUUGACUGGAACGAAUUGGAAACACAAGAAGAAUACGAAAUUAUGAAAAAGUAUGCCAAGAACGGCAGACGAUAUUCCUUGGGAUACUCAUUGUAUUGCUAUUUCGCUGUGUAUGUGUUUAUGUCUGUGUCCCUCAUACCACAAAUAUUGGAUAUCGUUUUACCUUUAAACGAAUCUCGUCCUAUAUUGCCAACAUAUCCAGGAUAUUACUUUGUUGACGAGAGAAAAUAUUUCUUCUAUAUCUUUUCACAUGCUAUCAUGGCUUGGGAAAUUGCUAUAACUGGAAUAGUCACCCAUGACUGCAUGCUUCUAACUUACAUUGAACAUGUCUGCAGUAUUUUUGCCCUAGUCGGAUUCGCUCAACUGAUUGAAGAUACGUUUUCGUUAACGCUGGCUAUACAAAUAGCGCUGAAUACAAUAAUGAUCAGCAUUACCUUGUUACAAGUCACACAGCAGCAAGCCGAUAUUUUAGAAAUGAUACGGUAUGCGAUGUAUGUUAUUGGCCAAUUGAUUCACCUGUUCUGCCUCAGCUUCGAAGGACAAAAGCUAAUAGAUCACAGUCUUCAAAUCCGCAAUAAGAUUUAUAAAAGUCUUUGGUACGAAACAUCUCCCAAGUCACAAAGGAUGCUUUUGUUUGUCAUGCAAAAGAGUCUUCGACCUAUUUUCUUAAGCGCUGGCAAGAUCUAUACUUUCUCAAUGGAAAAUUUCACCAUGAUCGUGCAAACUUCAAUGUCAUACUUUACCGUACUCUCGUCUUUGGAAUAA